Cydia splendana is the source of this 5148-nucleotide messenger RNA. It is a transcript of the gene Als2, whose product is annotated as alsin. Lineage: Eukaryota; Metazoa; Arthropoda; Insecta; Lepidoptera; Tortricidae. Gene Ontology annotation, cellular component: intracellular membrane-bounded organelle; cytoplasm. The coding region runs from base 273 to 5081 and encodes 1602 amino acids. Gene Ontology annotation, molecular function: small GTPase binding; guanyl-nucleotide exchange factor activity. The record is from RefSeq and is a predicted model, not a curated record. Gene Ontology annotation, biological process: endosomal transport; regulation of GTPase activity. The transcript is spliced from 9 exons.
AUGUCAUGUGUGCUAGCUUUAUUGUCUUAAAUGUCAAGUCAAACCCCCACCCCCCACCAAUCAUCCCAUCAAAUUGAUAAAUAAAUCAAGUCACAAUAAUGUUAUUAUUAUUCCCUUGAAAAGUAUAAUUAAGUGCAAUAAUAAUGUGUUCUUUGACCUAAUAAAUAGAAUAAGAAGUGGAAGUUUAACAUAUUCAUAUUUGUUUUGUGAAAUCGGAAUACAGAAUGUUUUAAGAAUCUCUUUUACAUGUAUUUAAUAGAAGAAAGGAAAUUAUGAGUCAACAUAAGUUUUGGAAGGGGAUAAAAUCUUGUACGUUUUCAGAAUCUAACCAGGUUCCUGAUAAAAUCGUGAAACUGUGUUCUCUAGGACCGGAAGUGAUCGUUCUUGGCAAUGACCAUGGCCUCUAUAAUAGUAACAUUGAAGACGAUUGUCUAAACUUUAGCAAAGUUAGCGGUAUAUCAGCGAUAGACAUAUCACACCACAAUGAUACCCUUUACAUUAUCGACGUGCACGGGAGGUUGUACAAGACCAAUUCUAAGUUUGAAAAUAAAGAAGAAAUUGUCGUCCGGGAGGAUGCGAAAUGUUGCCCCCACGGUUUCAAAAGUUCCAGUUUAAAAGUAAAGUUUCGUAAUGUAGUGACCAGUGACUUUGGACAGCUGUUCAUCAGUAGCGAGGGGCAGCUAUGGGGCUCUGGUGUUAUGCCCCAAAUUGGUUUGGAGUGCACUAGCAUAAAGAAAGUGCCAUUUUUUGAUGGGAGGACAGUGUACAGUGCUUCUAUAGGUGAUGAUUUCGCAGCCGUAAUAGCUAGGAAAAAUGUUCGUCAAUCUGACAACUGUGACACGGACAGUGAUAAUGAUGACGAGGAGGUGUUUGCAUCAAAUUGCUCACAAUGUCAAACAUCAAUAGGUUUAGCAUCCCCAGCUUCUGUGCCAUCUCUGUCCGAAACCUGCCCCCUUGGAGUCCAGCUCAAUAAGUCCAGUGAAGACUCCAGCAGCACCACAGCCCCACAAACUGAUGUCCACAUAGAUGCUCAUAGUUUUACGGAAGAUUCUAGUCCCUCAUCAGAAGAAUCUAAAAUAGCUAAAACAAAUUCAAAUCAAAAAGCCCCUGAUAAAGUAAAACCAGAACAAAUCGGGGAUGAAAAUAAGAGCAGUGAGGUUGAAACUGAUUUAGACAAUGAGGCCUCAGAAGAAAGUAAAGAAAAGCUUAACAAUAUUUUUAUAAACACAGAUGCAGCCAAGCAAUUUCUAAGUAAACAGUUAUCGUGGGUUUCAGCAGGAGAGGACUAUCUUGUUGAAUACACGGAAAAACCUACAAGAAUUAUCAAAGAAAAUGUCUCCAACCUAACAAAUUUUGUUUAUGAAGGUGUCAAAACAGUAGGGGAUAAAGUGGUAACACUGUCAAGGCAUGUGAGCGGCAGCAGUGAUAACAAUGAGGCUGUGGAACUCCAAAUGCGAUUGCAACAUGAGGAGAUCAACUCCCUCAUGUACAGUUGCACAUCUGAUUGCCAUCUAGAAGAUCUCCAGUUCUCAACUAGCACAAUCAGCAGUGAGAAAGAGUUUGAAGUCGUGAGGAAAAGUGAAAACAUAAAGAACAUGUCCAAAUUAGGUAGGAAUAUCCUGGCAACUGAACUGUGGACCUGGGGCGACAUAACUCACGGGCAGCUUGGAGUUGGAGACACCGUCAAAAGACUGAAGCCAAUGGUUGUCAUGACCCUAUCUGGUUUCGGGCUUCAGAAAGUGUCUUGUGGCAAAUGGCAUUGUGCAGCUUUGACAUUAGAUGGCAGACUCUUCAUGUGGGGCUACAAUCACUUUCACCAAGUCAGUUUUGAUGAUAGAGAGGACAAGAGUGGUCCUAAACAGUUCACUGAAAUCUCUGGCGGUGACAGAAUUAGAGACAUGAUGGCAACAAAUCACCAUACACUGGCCUAUACACACAACAGACACAUUUUAUACAUGGGUAAGCAUACAGAUGGUUAUACAAAAACUAUAGAGAAUUUAUACAAAAUGCCUGUAGAAGAGAAUGAUGUCACUGAAAAUGGGGAUGUUGAACUUGUAAAGCUAAAUAAACCUCAAAAUUGUCUAAGUAAACCCCAAAAUAUGUGUUACCAUUCACUAAUACUGUCCUCUGAUAACAUAACAUACUGUUCAACACAAACAUAUGAGGAGUGCAACAAGUUGCUGCCCAGCCUUGGAUUUGGGGAUCUCUCCAUUGCUCAAAAAUAUUUAGAAGAAAUGCUCUUGAUAUAUCAUUGUCUAGUUAAGCCUUUUCUGAAGAAAAGUAAAGCCAUCAUCCUACAUUCCAAUGUGUAUGAAACUGUUUGUGAUAUCUACAGUGACAUAUUAAAUAUUAAUGCUCUGAAUGUGCUAUCAAUGUGGCAGUAUGCUGAGAAGCAUAUUAACGAAUGUGAUAUUUCUUUAAUCAAAAAUUUAGAAGAAUAUAUUUAUUUGUACAGAAAGUAUUAUUUAGCAAUAAGCAAUUUGAUUGUUAUUGGUGGGUUUGCUCAAAUCAACAAUAUUAUUGAUGUCCCAUCAAGUAUAUACAAUUUAUUUAGUGAUCAAUUGCCAUCAAACAAACAGAAGAAUAAUAAGAAAACGCUUGAAGCCAUAGUAGCACUCGCGUUCGUGCAACCCCUAACGAGACUGAGCUCACACAGAUGCAUUAUUCAAUCUUUAUUACGAAAUAAGGCAAACAACAAACACGACAUAGAUCUAGAUGACAUGAGCAAUAUAGACAACAGGUUUAAAAAAGUCCUCUCCUCAAUGGACUUAUUAAUAGAGGAGCAAGAAAAGAAACGAAAAGAGGCAGAUGGGACGAAACUUUUCUGGGAAACUGUAGGGAAAAGCUUAGACCAAUACAGGACUCCUGAACGCCGUUUAGUCCGUGAAUCUAAGUCCCGCCAGCUUAGCUUAGUGAACCCUGGAAGGUUUUCGUCUCACUGGUUCGUGUUGUUUAAUGACUUGUUCAUUCACGUAAACGGGAGUACAGUGAACGUUCACCCGUUGAUAACGCUUUGGAUAGAAUCGGUUCCGAACACUGACUCUUUAGCCAACGUAAUACAGCUGACAACUCCUGAAGAAGUGUUGUCUGUGUGUACAAGCUCAGAGCAGGAGAAGACUGAAUGGAUUCACGCUCUUAAUUCCUCUAUCAAGUCAGCUUUGAACAAGGAUGCCUUGUUCAAACCUCCAGCGAUCAGAACUGCUAGUCACACGUUUUCCAGCAAAGGUGCGUUCUUCAAAGAAGCAAAGUACCAGGGCAGAUGGCUGGACGGCAAGUUGCAUGGCAGUGGGAAGAUCGAGUGGCCGGAUGGGAAGCUGUAUGCGGGGCAGUUUCAGCUGAACGCACUGUGUGGCCAUGGGAAGAUGGAAGAUCCUGGAUUAGGAAUCUACGAAGGCCAAUGGAAAGACAACCUCCAGAACGGUUACGGUGUCCAAAAAUUCAUCAAUGGGGACAUUUAUGAGGGCUACUUCAAAGACGGGUUAGCCCAUGGCCAUGGGGUGAAAAAGCAGGGCGAUUUCACAUCGUCCAACGCAACUAUUUACACUGGGGAGUGGAGUAACGGGGUGAAACAUGGAUACGGAGUCAUGGAUGACAUCGGGAAGGGAGAGAAGUAUUUGGGCAGUUGGAGCGACAAUAAGAAACAUGGAUGCGGCCUAAUUGUGACCUUGGACGGAAUUUAUUAUGAAGGAUUGUUUAUGCAAGAUGUUUUAACGGGUCACGGUGUAAUGGUAUUCGAAGACGGCACUCACUACGAGGGCGAGUUUCGCUCAGCAGGCGUCUUCUCCGGCAAGGGAAUUCUGACCUUCUCCAGUGGUGAUAAGAUCGAGGGUGCUUUGCACGGAGCUUGGACCGAGGGCGUUAAGAUCAGCAAUGCGACUAUGCACUUGAAUGUUUCGAAUCCUGUGCUGCCGGCGAAUCCUAAACCAAAUUCCUUUGGCAAACUCUGCGUCGCACCAAAUCAAAAAUGGAACGCGCUGUUCCACCAAUGCUUCAGCUGUCUCGGCGUCUCCGAAACCCUCCUGACCCCGACCGGAAACCAUUUCGGAAACGGAACUGCCAACGGCAUUGACAACAAAAAGAUCUGGCAGAAUGUAGCAGUAGCUAUUUCAUGUUCGCAUAAAGAAAAACAUAAUAGGAUGUCUAUGAAAAAACCUAAACAGAAACUGGAAAAGUCGGUGGAUUGUUUGGAAGUGAUACCUCAAUUUGGACAGAAGAAGUUGGAUUUGGAUGAUUUUAAAGAGAUUAAGCAGUAUCUACAUAAUGCCUGCGAAUCCUCCCACCACCCCCUCGGCCAACUAGUCCUAAGCCUAACCAACGCGUUCAACACCACCUACGGAGGUGUCCGCGUACAUCCUUUACUGCUUAGCCACGCUGUCAAAGAGUUAAAGAGUAUAACAGACAGGUUGUACCAAGUUGUGAGACUGUUGUUUCCUGCGCUGCCGCCGGAGGGCGCUGAGGUUGUGCUCAGGAGUAAGGACCAGGAAGCGGAUGCGGAGAGUGAUAACCCUAUUGAUGGUGAGGUAGUAUCAGCGGCAUCCCUUCUCCAACCGACCCUGCUACCGCGCGUGCACCCGGCUCUGUUCGUCUUAUACGCGCUACAUAACAAACGGGAAGACGACCUGUACUGGCGACGACUGGUCAAAUGGAACAAGCAGCCCGACCCCACGCUCAUGCCAUUCCUCGGCAUAGACCAGAAAUUCUUCAACGGCUACACAAACCGCUCGCCCCCCGGCUCGCCGCACAAGGAACAGCUAUUCCAAGAAGCGGUGGAGACGCUACAAAAGCUGAAAACCACCUUCUCACCCAUGGAGAAGCUCAGGGUCAUUAAGGAGACGUUCCAGACGAUGACGGUUGCCGUGCAGCACGAGCUGGGCCAGAGCUACCUCUGGAGUAUGGACGAGCUGUUCCCCGUGUUCCACUUCGUGGUGGUGCGAGCCCGCAUCCUGCAGCUCGGCUCCGAGAUACACUUCGUGGAGGACUUCCUCGAGCCCGCCGUGCAGAACGGCGAGCUGGGGCUCAUGUUCACCACGUUGAAGGCCUGCUACUUCCAAAUACUACAGGAGAAGAUGUCAAUAAACUAACGAUUUACAAGACUCGGAACGGAAAUGAAAACGGACUAUUUUUACCAAAAACGUAGACAAGUACUGU